This is a messenger RNA of Glycine soja, 3440 nucleotides long. Its product is annotated as U-box domain-containing protein 4-like. Gene Ontology annotation, biological process: protein ubiquitination. The transcript has 5 exons. NCBI's taxonomy places the organism in Eukaryota, Viridiplantae, Streptophyta, Magnoliopsida, Fabales, Fabaceae. The record is from RefSeq and is a predicted model, not a curated record. Gene Ontology annotation, cellular component: nucleus; cytoplasm. Gene Ontology annotation, molecular function: ubiquitin-protein transferase activity; protein binding. The coding region runs from base 415 to 2931 and encodes 838 amino acids.
CCUUUGGAUUACUUUGCUUGUUUAAUUAGUUAUCCAAUGCCCAAUCUGCCAAUCAUGUGAUUAUAUUCAUCAAAUCCCAAUUAAAAAAAUCCAGUAUGAGAAAUUGGGAUUCAACAAAAAUAAAAUAAAAAAUAAAAACGCCAACAGAAGACGGAGUCUCCAAAAUUUCCCAUUUCAUUGAGCACCUUACCCUAAUCACGCAUCCGAUUCCUCCGGCGGAUCGCCACCGUCGCCGGCAAUAAACCAGCCGUGCCACUCCCUCGCCGGCGAUUAACCAAGACUAAGAAAAAGUAGAGCGAGAACCAGCGAAGACUCUUAGCUUCACUUUCUUCAGCUCGCAGUUUCAAUCACUUGCCCAAUCGAAUCUAACGGAGUCCUGGAAACAGUGGCAACGGCUUUCGCUCCAUCGGUGUUAUGGAGAUAUCAUUGUUAAAAAUGAUUGUAAAUGGCAUAUCCUCAUUUUUGCAUUUAUCUUUUUCUGGAAACAUGAACUCUGCACCUGUCCCAAAGUAUUACCAGAAGGCAGAGGAGAUACUUAAGUUAUUGAAGCCAAUCAUUGAUGCAAUUGUUUAUUCUGAGUUAGCUUCUGAUGAAGUUCUUAAUAAGAUAUUGGAAGAAAUUGAUCUUGCUGUUAAUGAAUUAAAGGAGCAUGUUGAGAACUGGCACCUAUUGUCUAGCAAAGUAUACUUUGUUAUGCAAGUUGAACCCCUGAUAUCAAGAAUUCGCACUUCAGGGCUCAAUAUUUUUCUGCAGCUGAAGGAUUCUCAGCAUUGUCUCCCUGAUGAAUUAAGUUCUGAACAUUUGCAGCACUGUUCACAAAAACUUAAGCUUUUGGGACAUGAAGAAACCUCACCAGUCAUUCAGGAAGCUAUUACAGAACAUCUGGAAAAUGUAGGACCCAGUUCAGAGCUCCUGUCAAAAAUUGCUGAUAGCUUGGGCCUAAGGUCUAAUCAGGAGGUUCUUAUUGAGGCAGUGGCCCUUGAAAGGUUGAAGGAGAAUGCGGAACAAACUGAAAAGACUGCAGAAGCUGAAUUGAUUGAUCAAAUGAUUGCUGUUGUAACACAUAUGCACGAGCGUCUUGUUAUGCUUAAACAAGCCCAGAGUAUCAGCCCAGUUCCAAUACCUGCUGAUUUUUGUUGUCCUCUUUCUUUGGAGUUGAUGACUGAUCCUGUGAUUGUGGCAUCAGGGCAAACAUAUGAACGAGCUUUCAUCAAGAACUGGAUUGAUCUUGGGCUUACUGUUUGUGCAAAGACACGUCAGACUCUGGUUCAUACCAACCUAAUACCUAAUUAUACUGUAAAAGCACUAAUUGCAAACUGGUGUGAAUCGAACAAUGUGCAACUGGUUGAUCCCACAAAAUCCACAAAUUUAAAUCAAGCAUGUGUCCUUCAUGGGUAUAUGGAAUCUGGUACAACCAGGGAAUCACCUGUUUUUGUUCAUUCCAGGAGCAACCAGCCAUCCUCACCUGAGUCAGCAGGUUCUCGUUCUUUUAGUUCACCAGCUAAUAACUUAACUUCUGGUGGAACUCAGCGAGAGGGAACAUCACCUUUGCAUCCCCGUUCAACUUCAGAAGGCUCCUUAAGUGGUAUGGUUAAUGGGCAAUAUAUGGAUCUUGCUAGAAUAUCUCCUGAAGGUUUGGAUGACAGGUCUGCUAGCUCAGAUGAAAGCAGUGUGGAUUCAGCUAGCCAUCCAUCAAUGUCACCAUCUAGAAGGGAAUCUUCCAGUGCCUUUAGCUCUGAACAAUCUCAAACCCAUAUUAGAGCUGUUUCUGAUUCCAGUGCACUUUCAAAUGCUAAUUUUCCUCAAGAAACAGAAGAUGAUAACAACAAUGCUCCUCAGCUGUCAACAAGUGCAGGGCACAGUAGAGAAGCUUCUGGUGAAUUAAAUCCAGGGCCAGAAACUGCUGGUACUACUUCUGUGGCAUCAGUGCAUAGAGAACCUGAGUUCCCACUCCGAUUGGAGACAAGGUCUCGAAGUCAAGCCAUUUGGAGGCGGCCAUCAGAGAGGCAUGUUCCUAGGAUAGUAUCUUCUCCUGUUGUUGAAACAAGAGCUGAUCUUUCUGCUAUUGAAACCCAGGUUCGGAAUUUGGUUGAGGGCUUGAAGAGCUCUGAUGUUGAUACUCAGAGAGAGGCAACAGCAGAACUCCGCCUUCUUGCUAAGCACAAUAUGGAUAAUCGAAUUGCGAUUGCAAACUGUGGAGCCAUUAAUGUAUUAGUUGAUUUACUUCAAUCAACUGAUACAACAAUCCAAGAAAAUGCUGUUACUGCACUUCUAAACUUAUCAAUCAAUGAUAACAACAAAACUGCAAUUGCAAAUGCUGGUGCAAUUGAACCUCUGAUUCAUGUGCUUAAGACUGGGAGCCCAGAAGCCAAGGAGAAUUCAGCUGCCACUCUUUUCAGCUUAUCAGUGAUUGAGGAAAACAAGAUUUUCAUAGGGAGGUCUGGGGCUAUUGGACCACUUGUAGAGUUAUUGGGAAGUGGAACCCCUAGGGGAAAGAAAGAUGCUGCCACUGCUUUGUUUAAUUUGUCAAUAUUUCAUGAAAACAAGAAUUGGAUUGUGCAAGCUGGUGCUGUGAGGCACCUUGUGGAUUUAAUGGACCCAGCAGCUGGAAUGGUUGACAAGGCAGUGGCUGUCUUGGCAAAUCUUGCCACAAUUCCAGAAGGAAGAAAUGCAAUUGGUGAUGAAGGUGGUAUUCCUGUUCUGGUUGAGGUUGUUGAGUUGGGUUCUGCGAGAGGAAAGGAGAAUGCAGCUGCUGCUCUUCUACAUCUUUGCUUGCAUAGUACCAAAUUUUUAGGCAAGGUGCUUCAACAAGGAGCUGUCCCGCCAUUAGUAGCUUUAUCACAGUCAGGCACUCCAAGGGCCAAAGAAAAGGCCCAGGCUCUCCUCAAUCAAUUUAGAAGUCAAAGGCAUGGGAGUGCUGGCAGGGGCUGAUCUUGAAUUCCCAACCUUGAGUGGUAUCCAAAGGUUUUGAAUUGACUCCUAUAGAAUGUCUCCAAUUUAUACGUUACACGGUGCAAAUAAAGUGUGUAAAGGUGUUUCGUAUUGUUUUCACUUGCUUGGGAAGGGAAAAGAAUAUUUGUGGAGGAUUGAUUGUGUCCUCUUUGUGAAAAACCUUUCUGUGUUGUAAAAAAUUACACAUGUAAGUCUAGCUUUUUUGUAUUAACAGAAAAAGGUCUGGUUUUUGUUGUUGUGGUAGGGCAUGAUGGUUGUCCACAUAUAAAACAUUUGGUUUAUUUAGUGACACUGUAACUGCCCCCUUUCAUUGAGAUAGGGAUGUAGGUGUAAACUGUUAUGUUCAUGCGUGGAUGAUUUUAUAACAGGCAAGGCAUGCAUCUUGAAGAAAGCAUGAUUAUUUGUCCAAUUGAUGCUUGAUCCUACAUGUAGAAGGUUCUUGCCUUCCUAUUUUUCAUUUUCCCCCUUGUUAAUCCAAUUAUUUUAUA